CCGGACGGGCCGAAGCGGAGCAAGGCGUCCUCGUCGUCGGCGUCGACGCCGACGAGGAGCAUCCAGGAGCUGUCGGAGGAGCGGGGCGCGGCGCGGCUGCGCGUGUUCGGGCUGGAGGAGCUCGGCAGCGCCACCAACGGCUUCAGCCGCGCGCUCAAGAUCGGCGAGGGCGGCUUCGGCUCCGUCUACCGCGCCUUCUUCCGCUCCGCCGCCGGCGGCCGCGUCGUCCUCGCCGUCAAGCGCCUCAACCAGCGCAGCCUGCAGGGGCACAAGCAGUGGCUUGCCGAGGUGCAGUUCCUGGGCGUCCUGGAGCACCCGAACCUGGUGAAGCUCGUGGGCUACUGCGCGGUGGACUCGGAGGCGAGCAAGCACCGGCUGCUGGUGUACGAGUUCAUGCCCAACAAGACCCUGGACGACCACCUCUUCAGCCGAGCCCACCCGCCGCUCCCCUGGAGGACGAGGCUGCAGGUCAUGGCCGGCGCCGCGCGCGGCCUCGACUACCUCCACCGCGGCCUCCCGGAAGUCCAGGUGAUAUACAGGGACUUCAAGGCGUCGAACGUGCUGCUGGACGGCGAGUUCCGGCCGAAGCUGUCGGACUUCGGGCUGGCGCGGGAGGGCCCGACGGAGGGGCGGACGCACGUGUCGACGGCGGUGGUGGGCACGCACGGCUACGCGGCGCCGGACUACAUCGAGACGGGGCACCUCACGGUGAAGAGCGACGUGUGGGGGUUCGGGGUGGUGCUGUACGAGAUCCUGACGGGGCGGCGGUCGGUGGAGCGCAGCCGGCCGGCGGAGGAGCAGAAGCUGCUGGGGUGGGUGCGCCGGCACCCGCCCGGAGGGGACAGCUUCAGGACCAUCAUGGACCCGCGGCUGGGCGGGCGGUACCCGCUGGCCGCCGCGCGCGACGCGGCGAGGCUGGCCGACCGCUGCCUCGGCAAGAACCCCAAGGAGCGGCCGGCCAUGGCGGAGGUCGUGGAGGAGCUCGAGCGGGUGCUGCGGAUGGAGCCGGCCCCGCCUCCGGCUCCGGCGACACCCAAGAGGUGACCGAGAUGUACUCGAUGGAUCAGUGAGGACUCGCACAGUUUCUCUGCUGCAUCCGCAGGUGUACUCCAUGGACGCUGACCGAGUGAGAGUUGUAUAGACUAUAGAGAUACCGCGAGACACGAAGGCGUACGGUUGGCGCGCCACCGAUUAAGGUGUCAUUGCAUUUGGUUAUGCACCAUUGCCGCUACCUACGAUCAAGGUGAAUGCGGUUUCAUGCACCUCAAUUCUAGCUAGCAUCCCUCGCUCCCGUGAAACCCUAGGAGCUAGGGCGGCGGCAGCGGCGACCUACCUCCUCCCCGGUGGGAUCAUGACCCCUUCUCCCUCCGCCCACCGCUUAGGUGAGGGAAGGGGCGCAGGCACCCCCGCUGUUUCAGACCAAUGGUGGUAGGAUGAGGAUUUUAGGGUAGAUUUCAGUCUCUAGUCAUAGGUGGUGAGCAUCGCCGUUAGCAUGAAAUAAGUAUUCUUCAUCUCGUCCUCAUUCUGUCGGUGUUUCUUAGCAUCGUUGAAGGCAUGUGGAGAGUGGUGUGUCCCCAAAUCUGGUUCUCUGGGUAGUUUGGCUCGGAUGGCGCUGUCUUACAGAGCAGAUGACACAGUUGUGCGUCUCUCCAGCUUUAGUUUUGACGGCGUACCUAGUGCCUUAUUUACA
Messenger RNA from Triticum aestivum (bread wheat), 1690 nucleotides. Its product is annotated as probable serine/threonine-protein kinase PBL19. NCBI's taxonomy places the organism in Eukaryota, Viridiplantae, Streptophyta, Magnoliopsida, Poales, Poaceae. Gene Ontology annotation, molecular function: ATP binding; protein kinase activity. The record is from RefSeq and is a predicted model, not a curated record. Gene Ontology annotation, biological process: protein phosphorylation.